AUGGAGUCUCCGUCUAUGCCCCGUCACUACAGCUCCCGAGAGUCCCGGAAACAGCUUCUCCAACUACCCAUGCAACCGCACCAAGCACACAUUGACACCAGCAUCGCUCCCAUGUCUCCCAUGGACUCCACGGACGCCUUUGGCAUCACCACAGCACCGGCACCACCAAGACAGAGCACCGCCAUCAAGAGAAUCCGCGGCUACUCGGACCCCAACGCCUACGGGCCCCCCGGACACGGCUACGACGAGCGCGCCGCCGACGACGACCGCGACUACUACCGGCGCACCUACGAGAAGCGCAGCAAGCACAGCGAAAGCCGCUCAGCAAUCCCCCGCCAAAGAACCGCCUUCGUCGAAGACUACUCAGACGAAGACGACGACCCACGCGCCUACCGCCGGCGUCCCAACCGCCAGCACCGCCGGCCCCCCGUCGCCUUUGACCGCUACGGCCCCGUCCCCGGCCGCAGCUCACUCGACGCGCACCCGACGUCGCGCUUCUCCGAAGACGACUCCCCCAACAGCAAGCGAAUCCAUGUGGACUACGACUCCGACCGGGAAGUGACGCCGCGGCGCCGCCUGUACGCCGCAGCCUCUGGCGGCGGGCGCAGACCGCCGCUGCGCAGCCCCCCCAGCACUACCGAGGUCAUGCGGCUCCCGUGGAUCAUGUGGAUGAACUCGAAUGCCAAGAACCACUUCGUUGCCUUUGUGGGCGAGCUCGUGGGCACGACCAUGUUUCUGUUCUUUGCCUUUGCCGGGACGCAGGUAGCCAACAUCGGCUCCGCGGCGUCAUCGGACAGCAACACGACCACGGGCGAAGCAACGGGGUUCUCGCCCACAGUCCUCCUCUACAUCGCCGUCGUGUUUGGGUUCAGCUUGAUGGUCAAUGUGUGGAUCUUCUUCCGCAUCAGCGGCGGGCUGUUCAAUCCUGCGGUUACCUUUGCGAUGCUGCUGAGUCGGGCCAUCAGUCCGAUUCGCGCGAGUCUGCUGCUGAUUGCGCAGCUCGGGGGGAGCAUCUUCAGCAGCUUCCUCGUCAGCGUCAUGUUCCCGACUGGAUUCAACGUGCGCACGACGCUGAGUUCCGGCACGGGGUUGGUGCGCGGCGUCUUCAUCGAGGCAGUCCUCACCGCGGAGCUGGUGUUUACCAUCUUCAUGCUGGCCAAGGAAAAGCACAAGGCGACGUUCAUAGCCCCCGUCGGCAUCGGCCUCGCCCUCUUCAUCGCCGAGCUCGUCGGCGUCUACUACACCGGCGGCUCGCUGAACCCCGCGCGCAGCUUCGGCCCCUGCGUCGUGACCGGCGUCUUCGACGUCGAGCACUGGAUCUACUGGGUCGGCCCGGGCCUGGGCGCCAUCAUCGCCGUCGUCUUCUACAAGUUCAUCAAGAUGCUGGAGUACGAAGUCGCGAACCCGGGACAGGAUGACGACGAUAAGGACGAGAUGGUCAAGGAGAAGGUGGGGCUUGAGGGCAAUGGGAUGGAGCGCGUGUGA
This is a messenger RNA of Ascochyta rabiei, 1485 nucleotides long. RefSeq lists its product as uncharacterized. Gene Ontology annotation, cellular component: plasma membrane. Bases 1 to 1485 code for a protein of 494 amino acids. Gene Ontology annotation, molecular function: water channel activity. The record is from RefSeq and is a predicted model, not a curated record. NCBI's taxonomy places the organism in Eukaryota, Fungi, Ascomycota, Dothideomycetes, Pleosporales, Didymellaceae. Gene Ontology annotation, biological process: transmembrane transport. The transcript has 2 exons.